This is a messenger RNA of Micropterus salmoides (largemouth bass), 623 nucleotides long. RefSeq names its product E3 ubiquitin ligase TRAF3IP2-like. Gene Ontology annotation, biological process: positive regulation of canonical NF-kappaB signal transduction; humoral immune response. NCBI's taxonomy places the organism in Eukaryota, Metazoa, Chordata, Actinopteri, Centrarchiformes, Centrarchidae. The coding region runs from base 186 to 584 and encodes 132 amino acids. The transcript is spliced from 4 exons. The record is from RefSeq and is a predicted model, not a curated record.
UUUUCAUAACUAAUUCUUCGGACAUUACUUCAGAGAUAGUCCCCUUCGUAGACUUCCUCACAAAGCAAGGUUUUCGUCCAGCUGUAAGCAACUACCUCUUCACUCAAAAGUCACUAAAAAGCCCAUUCCACAUUUCACUUACAGCCCUGAGUUUAAUUUCACAGACUGACUUAUGUGACAACCCCAUGAGAUGUAUGGAUAUCAACAAGUGGAAGGACAGUUACUUGAAAGAUCCAUCAACCCUGAUUAUCAUCGCCAUCAGUCCAAAGUAUAAGGCAGACAUCGAAGGAUGUGCAAUGGAUAGCCAUGGUCUACACACAAAAUAUAUUCACUCCAUGAUGCAAAAUGAAUUCAUCCUCCAAGGUAGCUUGAAUUUUAGAUUCAUACCACUUCUCUUCCUCAAUGCAUCCCAGAAGCACGUCCCAGGUUGGCUUCAAAACACUUGUGUUUACCGCUGGCCGCAGGAUACUGAGGAUUUGUUACUGCGGCUGCUCAGGGAGGAGAGAUAUGUUCCUCCCCCUGUACAUAAGGAGCACACCCUCAUUAUCAGACCUGUGCCCACCAGCUCUGCAGCUGCACUGUAAAGACACACCUGUUUAUGUGUGUGUGUGUGUGUGUGUGUG